UGAUAUUCCGGAGGAAAAUUAAGAAGAUUUUGAACAUGAAGCUUGCUUGGCUCCUGAUACUGGUUGCGGUUCUCUUUCUUCAUCCUGUCAGUACUGAAUGCAAUGAUACUUCCCAAACUGUAAACUGUCAGGAAGUGGCAAAAGACCAUUCUUCUGUUCCUUCUAACCUAAACAAAGACAUUUCUGUGUUAUAUCUUAGUUGUAACCAUAUUAUUUUAGACAAGAAUGACAAAGAAAUACUUUGCCAGUACAAAAAUCUCUCAGAACUGUAUUUGAACAACAACUCUAUUAUUCUUGUUUCUAAUUACAGCUUUGAAAAGUUUUUACAGUUAAAAAUUCUUGAUAUCAGUAGUAAUUAUAUCAAAACAGUUGAAAAAGCAGCAUUUGCUGGUUUGAAUGAAUUACAGAUUCUGAAUCUACAAAAUAACAAAAUUACAGAGUUAAAUUCUGAUGUAUUUUCAGGGCUAAACAAGUUGAAAGUCCUAAACUUACAAAACAAUUUUCUAAAAGAUUUUGAUGUUAAGGUAACAUUUAAUUCAAUAUGUAUUAAAUUAAAAGGAAAUGCGUGGACUUGUUCAUGUGACCUUCUUAGUUUACAACAUUGGCUGAAUAACUCUACUGUGAUAACAGAAAAUGAGAACAAGACUAUGUGCCCUAUUCCAGUUGCUCUGAAAAAAUAUCAUAUCAAGGAAACAAAUACAUUAAAUUGUAAACAAAUGGGAAUAUCUGGAACAACUGUCUCACCCUUUACUUCUAUUAAUACUACCUAUGGCACUACAUAUAAUUAUACAAAUGGAUCUGCAUAUUCAGUUAUUCAGCCCAUUGGCAAAAGCUGGAUUUUUUCGAUGGGAGUCCUAGCAGUUAUCCUCAGCACUACAGCACUGAUUAUGGCUGCUAUCAAGUUUCCGAUGUGGUACCAUUAUUUAAAAAGCUAUAAUCACAGACGUCUCCAAGAAAAAGAAGAAUCUGAGCUGUUUGAAGAAACAUUCACACCUCAAUUAUGCAUGCCCUCACAAACAUCAGAGACUAAUGAAGAAGAGUUUACAGCUGUUUUUGAACAAUUCUGUCCAUAUGUUCCAGAAGAUGAUGGAUUUAUUGAAGACAAAUAUAUUGAUCCAUAA
Messenger RNA from Notechis scutatus (mainland tiger snake), 1121 nucleotides. It is a transcript of the gene LRRC19, whose product is annotated as leucine rich repeat containing 19. The record is from RefSeq and is a predicted model, not a curated record. Gene Ontology annotation, cellular component: plasma membrane. Gene Ontology annotation, molecular function: signaling receptor activity; protein binding. Gene Ontology annotation, biological process: positive regulation of non-canonical NF-kappaB signal transduction; interleukin-8 production. NCBI's taxonomy places the organism in Eukaryota, Metazoa, Chordata, Lepidosauria, Squamata, Elapidae.